CGGAAGCGCGUGCACCUUGCAACAGCCACAAUCCUGAAAAAGAGAGGACAGGAAAGAAGUCAUCCUUUAUAACUUUCAACACGAGCAAUUAUUUUUAAACAUCUUUUGAUGAACCAUCAGUGACUGGAGAUUAACGCCGCUGAUGUUGACUCUCUGGGGCAGUGACUGAAGUCCAGAUCAGAUGUUGACAGAAGAGUUCAUUCACUGAGUGCUGGACUAAAGCUAAUAGACGAGCUUUACUGACUGCAGACGGAGGAACAGAGACAUGGCUCAUUUUCAUUUGCACUCUCUAGAUGUCCAGAGCUUCCGAGAAAGGUCAUGAGAAUACUUCAGUGCGUUUAUAAAUCACGGAUUUUAAAAAUGGGCAAUGUGUCGAAUAAAGUCAGAAAAGUAACGCUUGUAGUCGACUAAAGGUCGUUUCUGGUUGUUGUUUACGAGGCGGUUCAGGAGGACCAGACACAGCUCAGGCUGAGCAUUCAUGGAGAAUACUUUUAUAAAGUGUUAGCUGUUGUGUUAGCCUCUGAAAUGCCGUUGGUGGUUUCUACUGCACGGUGACGUUAGCGUUGGCGGACAAAGUUGGCCGUUUGAAGUACUGACGUGUCCUCUGGCUGAAGCUGGACGGACACGCCUGUCGCAGUUUCUGCCCCGCAUCAACGCCACGUCAAAAUGUCUAGAGCGGGACGACGGUUUAAAGCUUUGCAUGCCAAUAACGGACAGGCGCUGGCCGGAUGCGACCCCCGGAGAGGGAGGCGCGUGCGCGUGCUGCUGCUGCUGUGCCUGUGCGGCGCGCUGUCGCUGGCCAUGAUUUUGGCGCUGUACCUUUCAGCAGAGCCCAGCGGGUCACUACUACCCCAUCCUGCAGAUCUCAUCAAGGACAGGCUCUCUCAUAAGCCAAAUAAAUACUCUGUGGCACAAGCCAAGAAACUGGCAGGACAGGUGGAUGGGCAUCGGCUUUGGGAGACUCACUUGCGGCCCCUGCUAAUUGAACGAGUGCCUGGGACAACAGGCAGUCAGAUCAUACGGCAGCAUAUCUUGUCUCAGCUGCGAUCGCUGUCAGCUGGAUGGACGCUAGAGGAGAAUGACUUUGUUUCAUCCACCCCUAAGGGUGAUGUGACCUUCACCAAUCUGCUGGCAGUUCUGGACCCCUCGGCUCCUCGCAGGCUCCUCUUAGCAUGUCACCACGACUCCAAGAUCAUUCCAGCAGACCCCAAGAACUCCAAGCGGGUGUUUGUGGGUGCCAGUGACUCAGCCGUACCCUGUGCCAUUAUCUUAGAGCUGGCCUCCGCUCUGGACAAACAGCUUAAAGCUCUCAAACAGCAGAGGUCUGCGGUGACGCUGCAGCUGGUGUUUUUUGAUGGAGAGGAGGCGUUUGAGGAAUGGACAGACACAGACUCUCUCUAUGGCUCUCGUCAUCUGGCUGAACUGAUGUCUCGUACUCCUCACCCUGCUGGAUCCACCAAAAGUUCUCUUUUACAGGCAGUGGACCUGUUAGUUCUUUUGGACCUGCUGGGUGCCCCAGAACCACUGAUUGUCAAUCAUUUUGAUAAUACAGCAAGGUGGUUUGACCGACUGAUCGCUGCAGAGAAGAGACUCCACAAACAGGGUUUGCUGACGUCUCACCCAUCAGAACAGAGUUACUUCAGGAAGGAUUUUUAUCUUGGUCCAGUGCAGGAUGACCACAUUCCAUUCUUAAACAGAGGUGUCCCCGUGCUGCACUUGAUCCCCACACCGUUCCCCGUGUUCUGGCACACACUGGAUGAUGUAGAGGAGAGGAUGCACAGGCCCACAGUGGAAAACCUCACUAGAAUCCUGGCCAUCUUUGUGGCUGAGUACCUGAGCCUCUAAACAUGCUGUAAUGUUCAUUCUACAGCAGACGUUUAGUCACAUGACCACAUGUUGAAUGUAGCCACUGUAAAUAAUGAUGAUAAUAAUAGAGCCAUACAUCAUAACUACCAAAGAGGCACACAGUGUAAUGAUGUGUUUAUUUGGAGUGUGAAUGGUACAUGCUGAUUACAUUCAUAUAUUUUUUCUGCUGAAAAGAGCCAUAUGUCAUAAUAGGACAAACACUCAUGUUACGGCAGCUGUAAAAGGCCUAAUCUCAUCCUUAAAGAGACUGUUAGACCAUCAUUUUGUGCUUUGUUUGACUUCAGAGUCAAGUUGAAGUUUUCAUUCAGUUCAUUAAUCAUACUUUGUGAAGUAUGUGCUGAUAAACUACAUUAUAAAUGCAUUUGCAUUGAAACUGCAUUCAGGAAAGCCAGCGGUGCUGCACUUCACAUGAAGGUCAGUACACGAGAGAUUGAGAGAUGCUUGUUUUAAGAAUCUGUAAGAAGCAUUACAUGUGUUUUAAGAGAAAUAGAGCUGAUUUUGUACAUUACUUAGUCAAUGAGCUGUUACCACUUUAAACCAAAAGAUCAAGUGAAGGGUCUGAUGGAGAUUCCUAAUAAACUUAAGGAAACACUGAAAA
Messenger RNA from Danio rerio (zebrafish), 2464 nucleotides. It is a transcript of the gene qpctla, whose product is annotated as glutaminyl-peptide cyclotransferase-like a. Gene Ontology annotation, molecular function: glutaminyl-peptide cyclotransferase activity. NCBI's taxonomy places the organism in Eukaryota, Metazoa, Chordata, Actinopteri, Cypriniformes, Danionidae. The record is from RefSeq and is marked provisional. Gene Ontology annotation, cellular component: extracellular region.